GAACUCCGGGCGGAAAUGGAAGAAAUGCGUGACAGCUACCUUGAAGAAGAUGUUUACCAACUGCAGGAGCUUCGGCGAGAGCUAGACCGUGCAAACAAGAAUUGCCGUAUUUUGCAAUAUCGUCUCAGGAAAGCAGAACAGAAAAGCCUGAAAGUUGCACAGACGGGCCAAGUGGAUGGGGAACUCAUUAGAAGCUUAGAACAAGAUCUAAAGGUAGCCAAAGAUGUAUCUGUCAGACUUCACAAUGAACUGGAGAAUGUGGAAGAGAAACGUGUUAAAGCAGAGGAUGAAAAUGAAGCCCUCCGUCAACAAAUAAUCGAGGUGGAAAUAUCCAAGCAGGCUUUGCAAAAUGAGCUAGAUAGAUUGAAAGAGAGCUCCCUGAAGAGAAGAGGCAGCAGGGAUAUUCAUAAAGAAAAGAAGGCAUUUGCUCAGGAAGAUAGUGCUGACUUGAAGUGCCAGCUUCAGUUUGCCAAAGAGGAAGCAGCACUGAUGCGUAAGAAGAUGGCCAAGCUAGGCAGAGAGAAAGAUGAACUUGAACAAGAACUCCAGAAGUACAAAUCCAUCUAUGGAGAUGUGGAAAGCCCUCUUCCCAUUGGAGAGGCUGGAGGGCCACCCAGCACCAGAGAAGCUGAACUGAAGCUUCGCUUGAAGCUAGUAGAAGAGGAAGCUAACAUACUGGGCAGGAAGUUAGUAGAACUAGAGGUGGAAAACAGAGGUAUUAAGGCUGAAAUGGAAGAUAUGAGGUGCCAGUAUGAAAGGGUCUGUAUUAGCCAGGACCAUGUUUCAAGCAUUCCUACCUCACCUUAUGGUGACUCUGUAGAGUCAGCUGCAGAGCUGCGUCGCCAUUUGCAAUUUGUAGAAGAAGAAGCAGAGCUGUUGAGGAGAUCAAUCUCUGAAAUUGAAGAUCAUAAUAAACAAUUAACAAAUGAGUUAAAUAAAUUCAAAUUUGAGCCUGGGCAAGACUCUGGCUGGCUUGAUGAAAGCACUUCCAAGUGUGGUGGAUCCUUACAAGAAGAGCUGAAAACAGCCCGGAUGCAAAUCAAUGAACUGAGUGGGAAAGUGAUGAAACUCCAGUAUGAGAAUCGUGUAUUAAUGUCCAACGUGCAGCGCUAUGAUCUUGCCUCUCACCUAGGACUGCGGACUUCAAGCCCCAGGGACAGUGACGCUGAGAGCGAUGCAGGGAAGAAAGAAUGUGACAAUGAAGAAGGACGUCUACCUCAACCAAAGAGAGAGGGACCUAUUGGGGGCGAGAGCGAUUCUGAAGAUGCAUAUGAAAAGACAUCAGGUUUUGGGAGUGGAAAGCCAUCAGAAGUUAGUGAUCUCUGUUCCACUGAACUAACAAAGGCCAAAGAGGAUGCGGAGUCUUUGAUCAACAUUAGACAUGAGGCUGAAAGGCUUGAAAGAGCUAUGGACCGUCUAAUCACUGAUACAGAUAGUUUAAUAUAUGAAGCAAAAGUGAAUAUAACCAGCAAUGUUUCCUCUGAGCAAAGUUUUGAAAAGGAUGAAGAAAAAAUAGAGUGCAAGAAUGAACCAGGACUUUUGGACAGUGUUAAUUCAAGGAUGAAAAAUUUCCAGAAGGAACUACAAACCUUCUUAGAGAAGGUUGACAACAUUGGAGAAGGCCUCAAAGAACAAAUGGAAGAUCUUUCCCCGCUCCCUCAUCUUACAGAAUCUUCCAGUUUUCUGUCCACAAUGACUUCCUUAUCCAGGGAUUCACCCAUUGGUAACCAGGGAAAGGAGCUAAUCACAGACUUCCAGUCCAAACUGAGGGAUCAGACGGAGUGGCAGCACAGCCAGGACCACGGAGACGAGCGAGAGAUUCAUCACCAACGAGGCACCAGCGAGCCACACUGCAGAGCUGAUGGAGACUUUAAACUCUACAGGCCAGGAAGCAAGGGUUGUCUCAGUCUAGAGCUCAGGGACUGCCAUGUUUUACCUGUACCUGUAUCGAUACAGGAGCUUCAGGCUCAACUUGAGCAGGAGGUGAAACUUCGCCAAGAGGAGCAAGAAACGUUUACAGAAAGGAUCAUUCAGCUGGAAGAGGACCAUCUGCAGAGUCUACGGAGAAAAGAUUUGGAAGUGCAAAGCUUGACUUUGCAGAACAAAUUGGAGGAGAAGACUUGGAGUCAGGAGAAAAACCUGAUGCAUCAAGAACUCAGGCAUUUCAAGCAGAACACUUUUCUCCUGUACGUCAAACUGAAAUGGUUGUUGAAACACUGGCGACAAGGCAAGCAUGUGGAGGAUCAAGGAGAGGAUGUACUCGAGCUGGAACACCUUGACCCCAUGCCAGAAUUCAGCUUUCCCUCUGAACAAAAGGGUGAUGAAGAGGAGGAGGAGGAAGAUGCAGUAUUUGCAAUGACAGAUUACUCCCAACAUUCCACAGUAGAAAUAAGUGAUCGUGGACCACCACUGCAAACUGCAGAACUGUUGCAGCAUCAAAAGCAGGCAAGAGAAAAUCGCCAACUUUUACAUGCCCUGAAAACCCUGUUGGAUGACUUCCAGUCUGAGCUCCGGGAUGACGAGCAAGAACGUCAAGGACUCCAGCAGCAAUACGCUACUGACAAAGCCGCCUGGGAAGUAGAAUGGACUAAGCUGAAGUGUCAACUGGAACAGCUGGAAGAGAAAAAUGGAAAAGCACAGGAUGAGCUUGCUCCUGAUGCAAAGGCAGCUUUUAAAAGGGAGAGAGAGGAGCACAAGAAACUCCUGGCCGACAAUCACCGAUUAGUGAUGGAUUUGCAGUGGCAAAUCCAACAUAGUGAAAAAAACUGGAAGAGAGAGAAAGUGGAGCUUCUGGAGCGACUUGACAAAGACCGACGAGAGUGGGAGUGGCAAAAGAAGGAAAUGCUGAGGAGGCUAGAACAGCUUCAGAAAGUAAAUCCACAGAGAGGAGACAACCUUCUUUGUGACUCAAAAGAAAUUAGCCUUCAUUCAUUUUCAAAUCAAGGGAACCAUCAUGUGUCUCAUCCAAUGGGGUCAAGAUCCUACUCCGAUUCAGAUACCAUGCAAUUUGAAGAUCGGUCACUCUCCAAACUGAAGGAAAGUGACAGAUGCACUGCCACAGAGAACCUUUUUCUAGAUACAUUGUCCCUUAACUCUCCAGAUGAUUCUGAUGAAAUACAGCCUCAGAAAUUGGAACGAGAAAGGUUUUUAUCUUGUGCAAACGAGGACGAAGAAAUGCACAAGGGAAAUCUUCAAAGGGCAAUGUCAGUUUCCUCUAUGUCAGAGUUCAAGCGCUUGAUGGAUAUUUCACCUUUUCUUCCUGAAAAGACUCUACCUUCCUCCAGUAGCAAGGAGGAUAUAACACCUCCAUUGUCACCUGAUGAUCUGAAAUAUAUUGAAGAAUUCAACAAAAAUUGGGAUUAUAGCACUAAUCGAAACCAUGGUGGAGCCAUUGAAAGGUCUGCCGAUACAUGGGCAGAGAGGACAGAGAUUGGGAAGGUGGGGAAUAAUUCUGUUCCAGAUCCAUUCCAGCCAUCUUCAUGGUACCUCACCACCAGUGUGACUAUGACAACCAACAGCAUAACUAGCCCUGACCACUGCCAGAAACAGCCACUGAGGAGUCAUCUUACAGAAAAAAUGGGGGUUCGGGCCUUUCAUAGUCCGCCAGUUGUCCGCAGGUUUGAUAACUCCAUGGUAACAGGCAAUGAAGGGAAAAGUCAGUCGGAGCCAGACUUUUUGUUUCCUGUGACCAAAUCUAAGGGAAAUGUGGGUGAGACAAGAGGUGCUUCUUCAGAAGUGUUUGGACGAUGGUCUUGUGACCUCUCCAGACAUCACAGUGAUUUCCUGGAAACUAGUCUUCAUCCCAUUGAGCAUCCGAUUUGCACUACUGUGGGGUUUGCUUCAUCCUUGCACAGCCUGGAGAUGUCCAAAAACAUGAGUGAUGACAUGAAGGAGGUAGCUUAUUCCGUCAGAAAUGCAAUACGUCCAAACUCAACAGAACUGCAGUUCAAAGACACAGCUUGUCAGACUAAUGGAGUGAGAACUAUGGGGACACAGACCACUCAAACUAUCAGUGUGGGCCUGCAAACAGAAACUUUGCGUAGUAUCACCAGCAGUCCACACAAGUGUCUGACACCAAAGGGAGUUUCUACACCUGUGGCAUCACCAUCAAGAAGCUUGAGAAGUAGGCAGAUGUCUCCUGCUAUUGAAAAGGUCCAAGCCAAAUUUGAACGCACAUGUUGCUCUCCCAAGUAUGGCUCCCCAAAAUUACAGAAGAAAGUCUUUUCCAAAACUGAUCAGCCAAAUAGCCGGACAUUACCAAGCACACCUCAAAAAGGGUUCAGUGAAUCUGCCUGGGCCAGAUCCACCACUACGAGGGAGAGUCCAGUUCAUACCACUAUCAACGAUGGCCUCUCCAGUUUAUUUAACAUCAUCGACCAUACCCCUGUGGUGCAUGACUCCCUCCAAAAAUGCUCCAGGUCCAGCAGCCGAUCCAGGUCGGCAGAACCCAGGUCAGAACUGGGGCCUAUGCAAGACAUGUGCACAAAUAUCCGUGGUAGGUCACCUAGUCCUCUUCGUUUUGGCGUGGAGCUACAAAAGGAUGAAGAAGCUGAGAUAACUAGUAUUAGGCAGGACUUAUCUGCUCCUCCAGGAUACACCCUUACAGAAAAUGCUGCCAGAAUCCUGAACAAGAAACUUAUGGAGCAUGCCUUAAAGGAGGAAAAAAGGCUUGCUUCACACAGCCCUCCCACUCUUAGCAACGAGAACAGCACAGGAGAAAUUAGCAAAGCUGAACCAGGGUCUAUUGAGAACCAAACUGUCUUACUAACUGCCCCCUGGGGACUCUAA
Molecule: messenger RNA, 4788 nt
Organism: Varanus komodoensis (Komodo dragon)
Lineage: Eukaryota; Metazoa; Chordata; Lepidosauria; Squamata; Varanidae
Gene: MTCL1
Product: microtubule crosslinking factor 1
Exons: 14
Coding region: 16-4788 (1590 amino acids)
Biological process (GO): microtubule bundle formation; regulation of autophagy; establishment or maintenance of epithelial cell apical/basal polarity
Cellular component (GO): microtubule bundle; midbody; spindle pole
Molecular function (GO): microtubule binding
Source: RefSeq, a predicted model, not a curated record